This is a messenger RNA of Cylindrotheca closterium, 1968 nucleotides long. NCBI's taxonomy places the organism in Eukaryota, Bacillariophyta, Bacillariophyceae, Bacillariales, Bacillariaceae. The record is from the annotation of a GenBank genome assembly.
AUGUCGCUGCCUCGGUCUGUAGGCUUCUUUGCAAACUACAUUGUGAAGUAUUUUUCUAAGCGAAAAAUGAGGAGAAAAGAUGGAAUGGCAAAAGGAAAAAAGAGAGCAAUGUGGAGAAAGCUGAACGAACAGAGACGGAAUGUAAUGACGCUAGCUGGCUACACGUCAAGUAUUGUCUUCCCUUCGUUUCUUUUCUUGCUUUUGGGAGCUUUGAUGACGUCUAUCGUACCAUCCUAUUACAGCAAAUGUAUACAAUGUGUCUCAACACUCACCACAUCAAGAUCCCAAUUGCUGGAGGCAAUGUUCGGAUUGGGGAUAACGAGCACACUGGCUGCACUUUUUACCGGUUUGAGAGGUAGUCUCUUUUGGAUUGGAGGCAGCCGUGCGAACUACAAUGUUCGGGUAAAACUACAUCGAAGCUUGUUGCUUCAAGAAGCUGCGUUUUUUGACAUGAAUGAAACGGGAUACCUUCUUAGUCGUCUGAAUUCUGACGUCAACAAGAUUGGCCAAGUCAUCUCAUAUCAUGUGAAUGUUGUUUUUCGGCAGCUUGCACAGUUUAUGUUCGGAUCCAUAUAUCUCUUCAAAAUAUCCCCGAAGCUUUCCAUGUGGACCUUCUGUGGUAUUUCGCUGGUGGCUUGGCUCUCAGCCAUUUACGGUGACUUAUCAAGGCUGCUUGCCGAGAAAGUGCAAGACACAUUUGCCGAUGCCACUGCCGUUGCAGAGACGUCUUUUUCGAUGAGUGAGACAAUCCGCGCUUUUGAUGGAGCGACACUGGAGUCGGCAAAAUUCGAGGGAGCACAGAACAAAGCGCUUCAAAUGGAAGAGCUCCAAGCUUGGGCUUACGGAUCGCACAAAUUCUUGAGCGAUACACUGCAAACAAUUUUGCAAGUUGCCUUGCUUUUUGCAUGUUGGAACGUUGGUCGAGCCGGAGGCCUUCCAGCUGGUAAACUUACCACAUUCAUGUUCUACACCAAUUUUGUUUUAGAAUCGUCAAACGAAGUUGGUGAUCAAUGGGCGAAAAUCCAACAAGCUGUUGGUGCAUCUAGUAGUGUUUUCGAUCUGAUCAAAAGAUUUCCAGCGAUUCGAGACCCGAAAGCGAAUGAGGGAGACAGUGCCCAACGCAAAUUGGGGAAUGGCAUCAUCAACGACUCUCCUAUUCUGUCAUUUUCAAAAGUGAGGGUCGAUUACGAGGCAAUGGAAAGACCAGCGUUGGACAACAUAAAUGUCGACAUAUUCUCGGGAGACCGAGUGGCGCUAGUUGGGAGGAGCGGCAGUGGAAAGUCUUCAAUGCUUCGUUGCAUGAUGCGCUUCUACGAUCCGUCGCAUGGUGCUAUCAAGCUCUGCGGGCAAGAUCUACGACGAAUAACACGGGCCGAGACCGCAAAGCAAAUUGCUGUGGUAGCACAAGAACCGCAUAUGUUCCCGACUACUCUGGCAGAGAAUAUUCUCUAUGGAGUUGAGAAAGAUACAAGAAAUGCCGCAAGCGGGACCCCCGAAUACAGUCGAAAACUGCUGGAUGCUGUUGCUGAUUGCUUAUCAUUGUCAGGACUAUCAGUUGAACCUGGCAAUGAGCUAGGCCUGACUCUAGAAACACGGAUAGGUGAAGGGGGAAGAUCACUUUCUGGUGGCCAGUGUCAACGAGCUGCAAUAGCAAGAGCAUUAAUCCGAUCUCCAGAUGUUCUUCUGUUAGAUGAACCAACAGCUGCUUUGGACUCCGAAAGCGAGAAGCUAGUUGUUGCAUCACUGCAGAAAGCCAUGCAACGAAUAAAGUGCAUGGUGAUGGUUACGCACCGUCUUGGAAUCAUUCGAUCAUUAGAUAUAAACCGUGUCCUUGUCCUUGAUAAAGGAAAGAUUGUUGAAGAUGGGCACCCCGAAGAUCUUCUGAUACACGAGAAUGGUUUGUACGCAGCGCUGGCAAGGGAACAAGGCAUCACCUCCAGGUCCAACGAAACCUUAGCUCGUCUAUAG